This is a messenger RNA of Paramisgurnus dabryanus, 4226 nucleotides long. NCBI's taxonomy places the organism in Eukaryota, Metazoa, Chordata, Actinopteri, Cypriniformes, Cobitidae. The record is from RefSeq and is a predicted model, not a curated record.
UGAAUAGGUUACUCUGCCUAUGAACUUAGAACAAGUGAACAUGAAAAUAGCCAAAAGAAACAAACUAGUUUAGUCUGUAGACGACCUACAAGUGCUGUGGUGACUACAAAGACACUUUAUAGGUGGAUCAUUUAACAUCAACUGAAAGUCUUCAGAGCCUUAAAAGUGAAGUGUCAGCACACUAAUGGUGUCACUUCAGGACUGUUACACCCAGAUUGUCCUGUGCAGAUUUAAAUACCUGAACUCAAAUUUGAUUUAAACAGAGGCAACUGAAAGUGCUAAUAUACAACCUAACAGCAGUGGGGACUUGUCUAAUAUCACUGUCACAGUAACCACUAAAUCGAUACUAUAGCAAAGAUAUUAACUUCCACAGUGAAUGUGUCACAGCAGAAACAGAUUUUUAUGGACAAUUUUUUACAGAAAUCUUAAGCUGCAGAAUUCUUUUGUUCAUCAGAAAUCUUUGUGACUUCAGUGAGAAACAUGGCCAGAGAAAGAAAAAUAUUAAAGAUUUUAGGACUUACCGCGGCUAUACUGAUUACCCAUUUGUUUGAGGUGGAGACAAACAAAUUCCAAGAAACCAACAUGGAUUUACAGUUUAGCUACAUAGAUGAACCACGGCAUCACAUAAGACAAAGACGAGCAGUCCCAUACGACUUUGUGGCUGAAAUUGAGAUAAAUGCAUCAGACAUCUCUGUGAUCGAUAAGCUGAAGUUUUAUCUGAAUGAGCUUAUUCGAACUAAUUAUUUGAUUGACAACGUGACAUUAGUUGAUUUAAACUUCACCACAGUUUGCAACAUGUUACCAGGCACCACUGAUUACCAGUGUAAUUGUGAGAAUCAGUAUUUAUGGCCUUGUGACAAAUGUACAAAAUAUGGAAGAUGUAAUAACAGCAUCACUAACAACACAUGCAGCUGCAUCAAUGCUUAUCCAAAUAAUGGACAGUUCUGUCGGCCAAUCAGCGAGAUGACAAAUGUCACAACAUGUCAGCAAACAGCUACAGCCAAACCAACAACUACAGCCAAACCAGUGACUACAGCCAAAACAGCACCUACAGACAAACCAGUGACUACAGCCAAAACAGCACCUACAGCCAAAACAGCAACUACAGCCAAAACAACACCUACAGCCAAAACAGCAAUAGCCAAAACAACAACUACAGUCAAAACCCCAGCUACGGUCAAACCAGCACAACCACCACCAACAACACUAACAGUUAUAAAGAUGUCUAUGAGGAUAAAUAUCAUUUUUGAAACCAGUCUCACCAUGGAAACGGAUCCGAAGUACAAGUCCUAUGUAGCUAACAUUACAUCUGCAAUUGAAAAGAGUUACAAGAAUCUGCCUAACUACAUUCAACGUUCAGUACAUGUCAUUGGCUUCAGGUCUGGUAGCAUUAUAGCAGACUACACAGUUACUGCAAACAGCACCAAUCUGAAUGUUACAGACGCAAACACACAAGUUUCAAAAACUCUUGAAGGUCAAGGACUCCCUUUAACUCAGGAUGCUUUUGCAAAUAGUGUGGAAACAAAUCUGACAACCAAAAAUAAAUAUUAUCCUCAGCAAAAUGUGGAACUAAAGUGUACACUUCCAAAUUCUGUUACGGGUACAAUGAAAUGGAGUGUGAAUGGCAAAGAUCUUGCAGGAAGCAGUGCAAAAUACACCAUUUCAAAUGACAAUAGCACUCUCACUGUGAACAACGCAAGUGAAAGUGACAGUGGUAGAUACUCAUGUAUCAUACAAAGCUCCCCAAUACCUUACAUUCAGUGGCAAACAGUAUCUAUUCAACCACUUCCUAGUAUUAUAGUGGAUACAACUAAUAUACAGCUUCUGUGUCAAAACCAGACUGUCCCGCUGACAUGCUGUGCAGAUGGUUACUCAGUUCAGUGGUUUGGGAUUCCUGAUAGUGAUGUCAUGAUAAAUUCAGGAUCUGGCUGCUUCACAUUACAACAUAAAAUCUUUAGCACAAAUUGUACAUCUAAAGAAAUCUUCACAUGCCGACUAAACAUGAAAGAAUUACAAACAUUUGAUUACAGCAGCAGGACAGUCCAAGUUCAGACAGUCAAUAAGUAUGACUGUAUACAUAACACACUUGGAGUUGGAAAAAUAGGUGACAGUGUAACAGAAUUGUGUGAAAAAGGCCAGGAAGGUCUCAUAACUUAUCAAUGUAAACAGACAAAAGAUCUCAAAUAUGACUGGACAGAAGUACAGAGAGAUUGUGUUGUUCAAGCUAUCAAAGACCUUGAGAGGAGAUCUGAGGUUUUAUUUGUGGAGGAGAUUCCAGUGUUUAUGACAGAUCUCAGAAACACUACAGUGCAGAAUAAUACUGUGAUAACACAAUCUGCUGCGACUGUCCAAACCAUUGUUGACAUACUUUACACAAUUGCUAAUAUCUCACAAACUAUUAACAUCAGUCGACCUGUGAUGGAGGAUUUUCUUAAAACAGUAGAAAUCAUUGUAUCAGAUGCAUCUAAAAACACAUGGACAGAAUUGAACAAUGACAACAAAACAGAAAACAAAAGCACUGAACUUCUUCAAGCUAUUGAGACUAUAAGUGAUCGGCUCUCUGAUGACGAUUAUAUGAUUAAUGAAACCUCCAUUCAGUUACAUAGAAAAAGAAUUACAAACUCAUUCACUGAAACAUCUUCACUGCCAAACUCACAUACACAGAUUGUGAUACCAAAUGUUCUUAAACCGACCCUCAUAACCUUUAUUAUCUUCACAAAGCUUGACAAUGUUUUACCAACUCGAAAUACUUCUAAUAAUGACAACAAGACAUCAGAAAACCACAUCAAUGGAGACGUGGUUGUUGUUAGAGUAAAUGAAGCAAUUAACAACAUUUCAUUUACCUUUGAUACUACAGAUACAUCAUUGAAAAAUCCUCAGUGUGUCUUUUGGAACUUUUCUCUGGACCAUUGGGAUUCCACUGGAUGUAAAGUCAAGGGUUCAGGGAAUGAAACAGUUACAUGUGAAUGUGACCACACAACCUCUUUUUCAAUCCUGAUGUCACUUGUUCCAGUUAAUAACCUUGCCUUAGACAUUAUAACAUAUAUUGGUGUAGCUAUUUCAUUAGCCAGCUUGAUUCUGUGCCUCAUCAUUGAGGCGAUCGUAUGGAAGUCGGCAACAAGAAAUGACACGUCGUACAUGCGUCACGUCUCAAUAGUCAACAUCGCUGUUUCGCUACUGAUCGCAGACAUCUGUUUUAUCAUCGCAGCUGCAAUUGGAAAUCCAGGACAACCUACACCAGUGGAUACCUGCAGUGCAGUGGUUUUCUUCAUGCACUUUUUUUACCUGGCUGUUUUCUUCUGGAUGUUUAUUUCAGCACUUUUGCUUCUUUACCGCACCGUCAUGGUCUUUUCUCAAAUGUCAAAGACUAAUUUGAUGGUCAUUGCCUUCAUGGUUGGUUAUUGUGCACCUUUUCUCAUAACGGUUAUUACUGUUGCAUCCACAGCUGGACCUAAAAACUAUGUCUCAAAAGAAAAUGCAUGUUGGCUGAACUGGAAGGAAUCAAUGGCCCUGCUGGCAUUUGUGAUUCCAGCUCUGACCAUUCUUGCCUUUAACCUCAUGGUUUUGAUUGUGGUUGUGUGUAAGAUGAUAAGGAGAGGAGUUGCUAAUACAACUCAAUAUGAAGACAGACACACUCUUGUGGUCAUUGCUCGAUGUGUGGCCAUUCUGACUCCUAUCUUUGGUCUAACAUGGGGAUUUGGCAUUGGAACCAUGGUGUCACAGAAAUUGGGCAUUCAUGUGGUGUUUGCAAUCCUUAAUUCACUGCAGGGAUUCUUUAUUUUGGUGUUUGGAGUGCUUCUGGACAGCAAGAUCCGUGAGAUAUUGGCAGGAAAGUUUUCACUGAGGAACCUUACCAGCUCUGACCGUACCAGGAGCACUACUGCAGGACCAUCUACAAGUGGACCGGGUUUGUUUCAAAGGAUAAGGAGAAAUGUGUACAACAUAUCUGAAGCCAAUGCUUUCUCAGGACUUUCCUCUUCAAACAGCUCCAGUGAUGCAUAUACUUCAUUGAAUCCUUAACUACUUUAUGAUCUAAUGUCAGAGGACCUUUACAAAACCUGUUUCCUUUUUUGUUACCUGCUUUCUAUCUUUCAUGAUAAAUACAAAAGGGGGGUAUGGAGUGCUAUUUGGUAUUUCAUUUAUCAAAACACAAACAAAGCUGUGCAACUACUGUAGACCCAUAUUAUUGAUACUGUAUCAUCUUUCAGUCAUAAGUGAAAGUCAAG